Brassica oleracea var. oleracea is the source of this 6257-nucleotide messenger RNA. RefSeq names its product transcriptional activator DEMETER. The record is from RefSeq and is a predicted model, not a curated record. Gene Ontology annotation, biological process: base-excision repair. The transcript is spliced from 20 exons. NCBI's taxonomy places the organism in Eukaryota, Viridiplantae, Streptophyta, Magnoliopsida, Brassicales, Brassicaceae. The coding region runs from base 231 to 5957 and encodes 1908 amino acids. Gene Ontology annotation, molecular function: 4 iron, 4 sulfur cluster binding; DNA demethylase activity; DNA N-glycosylase activity.
UCUCUUCCAGUUUUCUUCUUCUUCAUCACAAUCACACCAAACUCUCUCUCUCUUUCUCUACCCAUCUCUAACGGCAGAGCUGACUCAGUUCCUCUCCGGCAUUGACCUCGCCCUGAGAAUCAUAACCUCCCUCAGAUCGAUUCUUUAGUUAAAAGGAGUGAUCGUCUCUCUCUCUAUCGCCUGGUUUCAUCAAUGUUUGGUUGUUAGGCUGAAACAAAUUUGUUAGAGUGAUGAGCUCCAGGGGUAAUAAUCCUGUGGAGAAUCAAUUCAUGGGCUCUUGGGCUCCGAUCACACCCAGGAAGCCCAUGCGAGGUGGAUCAAGCGUGGUUGUAGACGGUGGUGGUGGGCAAGAUCGUAAUUACUACACAGGGGAGAGAGAGGAGGAUCCUUUGGGAAGGAGCAAUGUUGCUUCUAAUUCUCAAGGUGGAUGUAGUAAUGUGUUUGAACUGGACGACUUGUUGGAUACGGAUCAGAUGCCUAUGUCGUUCACAAGCCUGCUGAGUGGUGGAGAUCAUUUGUUCCAGGUUCCUCAAUGUGGAACUCCAGCGAGUAGCAGGCCUCUUUACAAUUUGAAUUCUCCACCUACAAGUGAAGCAGCUGGGUACGUCUGUGAGAGUUCUGUUCAACCUGUGCCUUCAACGCCUAGUCUGUUGUGCCGAACAGGUCGGGAUAAUGGGUUCCUGGAAACCACAGGGCAGACAUCUGACUACGGCAUGCAGAGCGUUGUGGCAUCGUCUGUUGUUAACUCGACGGAAGUUACUGAACAGAAGGAUGGUAGGAGACAAAGUGAUCUGGGGUUUGAUCUUAACCAGACACCUCAGCAGAAACCCUCCAAAAAGAAGAAGAAGUUCAUGCCCAAGGUGUAUGUGGAAGGCAAACCUAUAAGGAAGCCACGCAAACCUGCAACUCAGGAAGCUGCGAAACAUAAAGCAACCGGGGGUGGCAAAAGGAAGAAAGCUCAGAAGACAAACUUGAAAGAAUCAGCAGCUAACAAGCCAGCCAUCGGUGGAGAUAUGAGCAACACUAGCCUUGAAAUUACAGGCAAAAGUUGCAGAAAGGCUUUAUCUUUUGACUUGGAGAAAACUGGAGAUGUGGGGCUAGAUGACUCCGGGUCUGAAAUUUUCCAGAACACUAGUGGUUCAAACUCAUUUACUGAGUCCAGAGAUGCCGCUGGUGGAACAAGUGGUAGCUGGCUGGAUUCAGUAACACAAGUAGACAAGACCAAUGGAUUGGUUGCUGCGAACCAGCCACUUGAAGCGUCAACAGUCGUGACACUACCCAGAGGAUCAGAAGUAAACCAUUCUCGAAUACUGGGCAGAGACCAACAACCUGAAUUAUUCACUGGAAACCAGCAACGCCAGUUGCCAAUGGGAAACCAGCAACGCCAGUGGCCAAUGGAAAACCAGCAACGCCAGUUGCCAAUGGAAAACCAACAAGCUUGGCUUCACAUGAAAAACCAACUUUGUGGCUUUCCAGUCGGUAACCAGCAGCCUCGCUUGGCCAUGGGUAGCCAAGAACCUAAGUAUCUGAUGGGAACCCAACGAUCUGCUUUGGCGAGUGGAAUCCAACAACCAGGAGGUCUCCAAGGGAACAACCAGCCUAUGUUUUUGAAUCAGCAAACACAGCAGACUUACUUACCUGCUGAAAAUCAACAAUAUGGGUCACCGUCAGGCAUGCAGCAGCAUGUUAUGUCAACCAGGGGGCAACAACAUGGGCUGCUGCUGGAUAACCAGAGAUCUAACCAGCAACCUGGUUCAUCAAUGAGAGGCCAGCAGACUUGCUUACCUGCUGGAAAUCAACAACAUGGACCACCGCCAGGCAUGCAGCAGCAUGUUAUGUCAACCAGGGGGCAACAACAUGGGCUGCUGCUGGAUAACCAGAGAUCUCACCAGCAACCUGGUUCAUCAAUGAGAGGCCAGCAGACUUUCUUACCUGCUGGAAAUCAACAACAUGGAUCACCGUCAGGCAUGCAGCAGUAUAUGUCAACCAGGGGGCAGCAACAUGCGCUGCUGCUGGAUAACCAGAGAUCUCACCAGCAACCUGGUUCAUCAAUGAGAGGCCACCAGACUUGCUUACCUGCUGGAAAUCAACUACAUGGACCACCGCCAGGCAUGCAGCAGCAUGUUAUGUCAACCAGGGGGCAACAACAUGGGAUGCUGCUUGAUAACCAGAGAUCUCAACUUCUGAUGAGAAACCCGCAACCUGGUUCAUCUAUGAGAGGCCAGCAGACUUGCUUACUUGCUGGAAAUCAACAAUAUGGAUCACUGUCAGCUAUGCAGCAGCCUGUUAUGUCACCCAGGCAGCAACAACAUGGGAUGCUGCUGGGGAACCAGGAAUCUCAAUUUCUGAUGGGUAACCAGCAACCUGGUUCAUCAAUGAGGGGCCAGCAGCCUUGCGUACCUUUGAUGAACAGGCAACUUGGAACUCCUAAAGGUUUUACUCACUUGAAUCAGAUGGUAGCUGCCAACAUGUCAUCGUCUGGGCUUCGACCUCAUCCUCAAUCACAAACUCCGGCAACAAAUCUGUAUAUGGAAUCUGUUUCCGGGAGUAUGAAUGGGACUGCAGAUACAUAUCAAAGAAGCAGCAUUGCUGGAUACGGUUCUUCACCGCAAGAUAUCUACCAAGGAAAUGAGCGCAUCCCAUCUCAUGAGAGAUCCAAUGCUGAAUAUUUUGACUUACGCAAGAAAGCCCUAUCUCAAAACUCUGCUUUGCCAACUCCAGAUAACGCUAAACAUGUCGAAGCCAGGGGUUCGAAGAGACAGUAUGAUCCUGCGAUGGGACAUAUGCAAAACUCAGUAGCUCAUUGGCCCUUACUCCAACAAAUUUCUCAAUCACAAGAUGUGGAGAGACAGAACAUUAGCACGAGUGCGAAACAUAUAGACGCUGCAAAGAAAAUGAGAAUCCAGAAAGCAGUCCAAGAAAAGUUGCAUGGCGUGGCUCCUGAGGUAAUAGAUAUCGAGGAUUAUCCAACUGAUGGGGCAAGAAAAGAUAAAAGUGGUGUCCCAAAAACUCCCGCAAAAAAGGGUCUUAGAGGGAGAAAGAAAGCAGUACCUCCACCAGCUCAAAAUUCUGCAGAUAAUGAGAAAGGUAUUGUCCCAGAAACUCCAGCAAGAAAGGGCCCUAGAGGGAGAAAGAAAACAGUACCUCCGCUACCCAAUGCCUCAGAGAUCCAGGUUUACAAACCUACUCAAGCAAAGGCACCUUCAUCAAGAAGUAAGGCUAAAGAGAAAGGAGUGAAGUCCAAACAAGCAAGAGGUCAAUCAGGAGAACUUCUACGUGAAGAUUGUAUUGCAGAAAUAAUAUACAGGUUGCAGAAUCUAUAUAUAGGAGAUGAAAGCAGAGAACAAGAGCAGAAUGCACUUGCCAUAUACAAAGGAGAUGGUGCAGUUGUUCCAUAUGAGACCAAGAAGAAAAAACCAAGGCCUAAAGUUGACCUUGAUGAUGAAACAACUCGGAUAUGGAAUCUUUUGAUGGGGAAAGAAGAAAAAGAGGGCAAUGGCGAGAGGAAUAAGAAAAAAGAGAAGUGGUGGGAAGAAGAGAGAAAUGUUUUCCGAGGGAGGGCUGAUUCAUUUAUUGCCCGUAUGCAUCUUGUGCAAGGAGAUAGACGUUUUUCGCCAUGGAAGGGAUCGGUGGUUGAUUCCGUCAUUGGAGUUUUCCUUACUCAGAAUGUCACAGAUCACCUUUCAAGCUCUGCUUUCAUGUCUCUAGCUGCACGAUUCCCUCCAAAACCAAGCAGCAAACCAGAAGAUGAAAGGAAUAUUAGAAGCGUAGUUGUUGAAGAUCCAGAAGGAUGCAUUCUGAACUUAAAUGACACCCCUCCGUGGCAGGAAAAGGUUCAAACUUCGUCUGAUACGCAAGUUUCUGGGGUUGAUAGUGGAUCAAAAGAGCAGCAAAGGUCCUGUUCAAACUCUGGAAUCGAAAGAUUUAAUUUCUUAGAGAACAGUAGUCAGAACUUAGAAGAGGAAGUGUUAUCAUCACAAGAUUCUUUUGAUCCUGCGAGUUGGACAUCUCAAUCGUCCGGGAGAGUUGGAUCCUCUUCAGGUUCCAAAUCAGACGCAGAGUUUUCUACAACCAGGUCUGAAACAAAAACAGCCAGUGGAUCAGCACAAUCAGUGCAAAUUGGGAGUCCAAACUUGUCUGAUGAAAGAUCGCUUCUCCAUCAAGAAUCUGGUGAUGUUCAAAUACAAGAAACUUCAAAUGUCGCUCAGAAGAAACCUGAUAUGACGGCAGAUUUAGUCGAUAUAGAAGAUUUUGGAAUGGACUUCGUACCAACAAAUUUCACCAUGGCACGUGAGAAGAAAGGAACACAGGCUGCUGGGAAAAAGCCUACAAGCCAAUGGGAUAGUCUUAGAAGAGAAGUGCUGGAGAGAAAAGGGAAAAAAGAAAGAAGCAAAGAAAGCAUGGACUCUAUUGAUUAUGAAGCCAUUAGACGUGCUAGCGUCUAUGAGAUAUCUGAUGCUAUCAAAGAAAGAGGAAUGAAUUACAUGCUGGCUGUAAGGAUUAAGGAUUUCCUUGAAAGGAUAGUCAAGGAUCACGGUUCUGUUGAUCUUGAAUGGCUAAGGGAUGUUCAUCCUGAUAAAGCAAAGGACUAUCUGUUGAGCAUAAGAGGAUUGGGUUUGAAAAGUGUAGAAUGCAUUCGACUCUUGACACUCCACAAUAUGGCUUUCCCUGUUGACACCAAUGUCGGAAGGAUAGCAGUUAGGCUGGGAUGGGUGCCUCUACAACCUCUACCUGAAUCACUUCAACUACACCUUCUGGAGCUAUACCCAGUGCUUGAGUCCAUCCAAAAGUUUCUUUGGCCAAGACUCUGCAAACUCGAUCAACCAACACUGUAUGAGUUACACUACCAGCUGAUUACAUUUGGAAAGGUAUUUUGCACGAAGAGUAGACCAAAUUGUAAUGCAUGUCCCAUGCGAGGAGAGUGCAGGCACUUUGCUAGUGCUUAUGCUAGUGCAAGACUUGCGUUGCCGGCAUCAGAGGAGAGGGGCUUAACUACUGCAACUAUCCCAGUCCCUCCCCAAUCCUUUCCUCCUGCAUCCAUCCCGAUGAUGGAACUACCUCCUCCUCUAGAGAGUUCUCCUCUACAGAGUUUUCUAACAAGGGAAGUACCAUCGAAUGGAGGAAGCUCGGAACCCAUAAUAGAAGAGCCGGCUACGCCCGAGCCAGUAUACCCUGAGAUAACGGAGAGUGACAUUGAAGAUGCUUACUACAACGAGGACCCUGACGAGAUUCCAACAAUUGAACUCAACAUUUCACAAUUCGGCCAGACGCUUAAGGAACACAUGAAGAAUAACAUGGAGCUCCAAGAAGGUGACAUGUCCAAGGCUUUGGUCGCUUUGGAUCCAUCCACUACUUCAAUUCCAACUCCCAAACUAAAGAACAUUAGCCGUCUCAGGACAGAGCACCAAGUGUAUGAGCUCUGGGAUUCACAUCCCCUCCUCGCUGGUAUGGAUAAAAGAGAACCAGAUGACCCAAGUCCUUAUCUCUUAGCUAUUUGGUCACCUGGGGAAACGGCGAAUUCGGCUGGACAGAAAUGUGGAGGGAAAGCGUCUGGCAAAUUGUGCUUUGACGAGGCUUGCUCAGAGUGCAACGGCGUGAGGGAAGCGAAUUCACAGACAGUUAGAGGAACUCUUCUGAUACCGUGUCGAACUGCCAUGAGAGGAAGCUUUCCCCUCAACGGCACAUAUUUUCAAGUGAACGAGGUAUUUGCAGAUCACGAAUCCAGUCUCGAACCCAUAGAUGUUCCUAGAGACUGGAUAUGGGAUCUACCGAGAAGAACUGUUUACUUCGGGACAUCGGUAACAUCAAUAUUUAAAGGUAUGUCGACAGAACAGAUUCAGUACAGCUUCUGGAGAGGAUUCGUCUGUGUGCGAGGAUUCGAACCCAAGACCAGAGCACCUCGCCCGCUGAUGGCCAGGUUGCAUUUCCCGAAAAACAAAGUGAAGAACAAAACCUGAAGAUCAGUGGAUUGAAGAAACAGCGUUGCUUCUCUGUUCUCCUCUGAAUAAAAGACAAGCAAAAACCUCAUCUAGACAUAAAACAGAACACCAAAUAGUUUUUUUUUUUAAAUAUAAUUUAUGCCUUCAUUCAUAGAGCAGAAGAGAAACAAAAGAAGUUAGCAAAAUGCCAAAGGAAGAUUUCGUAGGUUCUUUUAAUUUCUCUCUAACAAAUUGUAGCAUUCGUGCAAAUCCAAACGCAUGUGAACAUUUAGAUAUGAAUGCGUCUUUCUACCGUCAGUUAAUGCAUCUUUCAGUCUC